Messenger RNA from Puccinia triticina, 1377 nucleotides. RefSeq lists its product as uncharacterized. Gene Ontology annotation, molecular function: hydroxymethylbilane synthase activity. NCBI's taxonomy places the organism in Eukaryota, Fungi, Basidiomycota, Pucciniomycetes, Pucciniales, Pucciniaceae. Gene Ontology annotation, biological process: heme biosynthetic process. The record is from RefSeq and is a predicted model, not a curated record. Gene Ontology annotation, cellular component: cytoplasm. Bases 1 to 1377 code for a protein of 458 amino acids. The transcript has 2 exons.
AUGGAACAGGACUUACAACCCACCAUGGAGUCUUAUCCCGACCAGCCGCACCAGCCGCAUUCCCCAUCCACAUCAGCCCCAAAAACUAUCCUAGGAGCCUCAAGACCAAUCGAUCUCGAACUGCGAGAAAUAACGAGCUCUGCAAGACAUUCGAUUCUCGAAAUGAACUCGGCCCUAAGCUUGACCGACAACUUGAUCAUCGGAACCAGGAACUCAAAGCUAGCGUUAGUCCAGGCAGAAUCAGUGGAGAGGGCGAUCAACGAGCGGUUCUCAUCCGAUAAGAUCAGGACGGAGAUUAAAUCGAUGAGCACUUCAGGCGAUGAAAACUUGCUGAAACCUUUAUACCUACUCGGUGGGAAAUCUGUUUGGACAAAGGAGCUGGAAUUCAACCUCCUGAACGGCUCGAUCGACCUGAUCGUCCACUCCUUGAAAGACGUACCGACUACCUUACCCGCAGGAUGCGAGCUGGCCUCAGUCAUGCUUCGGGAAGACCCUCGGGAUGCCCUCAUCAUUCGCACCGGGCUACCAUUCAGCAACCUCUCUCAACUACCUGCCGGCUCGAUCAUCGGCACUUCGAGUGUCAGGAGGGUCGCCCAACUUCGCCGUCGGUUUCCCAAUCUGGCCUUUCAAGAUAUACGCGGUAAUCUCCAAACACGCUUUAGAAAACUUGAUGCUCCAGAUUCACCUUACACGGGAAUCAUCUUGGCGGUCGCUGGAUUGAAGAGGAUAGGUCUAUCCGAACGAAUCACGUCUUACUUGGAGCCACCGGAUCUGUACCAUGCCGUCGGCCAAGGAGCAAUCGGAAUCGAGAUCCGAACACCACCCGAGAUCAAGCUGAAUGAAACGGUGGAGGAGACGGUUUUGAGGGAGCGGGCGAUGACGGUACGAAAGUUGGUGAAGAGCUUGGAAGAUUGGCGGACGGCAUUCAGCUGUGAAGCGGAACGAGCCUUGCUUCGUCGACUCGAGGGAGGCUGCAGUGUGCCCGUCGGAGUGAGGAGCUCGUUGGUCGAUCUGCCGAUGCCAUGCCCCUGGGCACCCAAAGCUCGACUGACGCUCACCGGAGUUGUCACCAGCGUGGAUGGCCUCGAAGAAGUACAGAAGGAAGCCUGGCUGGACGUUUGCGGUCCUAAGGAUGCAGCCCAUCUUGGGACCGCCCUGGCCGAUGAAUUAUUCCGCGAUGGGGCCGAUAAGAUCUUGGACCAACUCAACUGUGUCAAGAAGUUAGACCUCGAGGAAGAUGUUGCUAAUGGCGAACAGGGAUCUGCUAAUCCAUCUAGGAUCGCCAAUCUCGAAUCUCAGUCCCACUUCCUCAUCGCUGCUCCCGCCAAUUCUUCACGCACUGAUGUCGGUUCCAACCAAGACUACAUCGUAUUUUAA